Messenger RNA from Rotaria sp. Silwood1, 1158 nucleotides. The record is from the annotation of a GenBank genome assembly. NCBI's taxonomy places the organism in Eukaryota, Metazoa, Rotifera, Eurotatoria, Philodinida, Philodinidae.
AUGGCAAGAAAUAAUUCUACUGUGAGCGAACUUUACAGUUCGUGUCGUAACAACGACAUAAACGAAGUAAAAGAAUUAGUUAGGAAGUUGCCUCUGGAUGAAAUAGACCGCAUUGAACCGAACGGAAGUACUGCCCUGCAUGUUGCUUCUUAUUAUGGACAUAUUGAAAUAGUUGGAUUAUUACUAGAGCGAGGCGCAUCUCGUUCGAUAAGAAAUCGCCAUGGUUAUACGCCGGAAUCUGAAUCGAAAGGCAUUGAAAUUAGACGACUUUUUCUUCGUGAAAAUGAAAGUGAAAGAUUUGUUUGUCACGGUGAUGAAAUUGAAUGGAUGAAAGUUGAUGAGAACGUUCAUAGAGAAGCGGGAAAAUGGCGCUGGAUAAUCGAACACUCAUGGGAAGGUCGUAAUCUUGAUUGGCUUGUGCAUGAAGUUCAAACUGAUUUUAUUAAUAUUGACUUUAAAGAAUCACGACAUCUCGAACGAAUAAAAAAAUAUUUCGAUGAAGUAAUAGACAAAAAGGAUCCUAUUUAUUUAAUUACAGCUUACACAGCUCAAACUGAUUUUUAUUCGCAUUUAAAUAAACAACUGGCAAUAAUUGGUGGGAAUUUUAAAAGUGCUAAUGAUAAUGUUAAUCGUUGUGGAAUGAAAUGUUAUUUGCAAAUUUUGUUUACGCAUUGUGCGUUUGAUCGAAUGAGUUACAUUGGUGAAUGUUAUCGAGGGAUGAAAAUCACACAGCACGAUUUAGGUCAAUACGAAGUUAGAUCACAUAUAAUGAACAAAGCAUUUUUAUCCACAUCCUUCGAUUACUCUGUAGCUAAGAAAUUUGCAAUUAAACGCAUUGAGGUAAACAAACAGAAAUUUACCGCAAUUUGUACUUACAAAAUACGUAAUAGACGUACUGCAUUAAGUAUAAUGGAAGUAUCUGAGUAUCAACACGAAAAAGAGGUUCUUAUCAUGCCAUAUACAGCAUUUCAAGUCAAAUCAAUUAGAAGAAAUUCCAACAAUCAAAACAAUGAGCCAGAUUUUUUUAUUGAUCUUGAAGAAAGUGCACCAACAAGUGGACUAAAUGAACAAAACGAAGCAAUAAAUACUGAAAAACAACUUACACUUCGCAAAAAAUUCAUGCGAAAGUUCAACAAAUGGUUAGGAAACGAGAGUUAG